CUAAGUUAGGUGUAUCUAGAUUGUUUUGAGAGAUGAGUUGAGCUGAAUGCUCUGCUCGGCUAACAGUUAGCAUCCAAUCUCAGAAGUUUAUCUCCGGGGGGCGGACAGGCUCCAACAUGCCGAGGCUUGAGGACGGCCACGGAGGGGAUUUAAGGAGCAGCUGUUAAAUGUGUUGACUGUAUGAAGACAGGCAACUGUUAGUACAGGAUGCCAGAGAUGACUGAAACUCAGACACCUGGUCGUAAACCCAAAAAGAAGAAAAACAAAGAGUCUCACAAUGCAGUUGAGAGACAUCGAAAAGAGAAGAUUAAUGCUGGGAUUAACCGCAUUGGUAAUCUUCUGCCCUGUUCCCAGGCACUUAAACAGAGUAAGAACAUGAUCUUGGACCAGGCGUUUCGAUACAUCACUGAACUGAAGAAACAAAAUGAUACAAUGCUUCUGGAAGGAGGAGAUAAAGUCCAAGCUGAGGAGAUCCGACGACUGCGACGUCAGUUGGAGGAGCUGAGGAGGGAGAGCGCCCACUACAUCGAGCUCCUCAAAGCCCAUGAUAUUAACCUUCUAGAAGACCCCACUAUUCAUUGGAAGGGCAAACAGCGCUGUGCCAAGGUGGCAAAGGUGACCCCCACUCACCAACUCCCAAAGGGGAUCAUCGUCUAUUCCAACGACAACGUGGUGUGUCCAGCAGGAAAGGAGACUAGCCCAGCGAAACAACCUUCUGAAACAUUAAUUCUUCAGCCACCUUCUGAGGUCAGUGCCAGGUUGAGCGUUAAUGGAGCCCUGCUGCAGGUUAAUACCUCUUCUUCCACCCCUGCACUUCUCCCUGGGUCGGCUGCCACUCCCACCCAGUCCACACCGGGCCUGAGAAUGAUAGAGCAGUGUGUGGUGGAGACACCGACUGCAGCCCCCACUCUGCCACCCUCUGUGUCUUACAUCACCCUUCAGAUCCCUGCAGCCACCUCAGCCCUGCCACCGCAACCGCAGCCUGCCACCCCAGCCCCGACCCUCACCAUAGCAGCCACUUCAUCCUCACAGCUCCCCGGUGAAAGCCCAGCUCAGUCCAAUCUCACCACACUUACCCAGGCAAUAACCACAUCCAGAGCAGCAGCUUCAGAGGUUUGCUCUUGGGUUACACAGGACACUGCCAUCAGGACUGUAGGUUACACUGCUGUCCCCAACAGCCAAGCCCUUCUCAGGGCUGGGGCAGCUGGCAGCACACAGACUACCUGGACAACGCUGCAGAUGGCAGGGAACACAGUUCAGCCAGUCUGCCAGAGUCUCCCAACCUCAGAGGUCAUCAACACCACGCAGGCAGUCCAGCAGGUGACUGUGUGUCCAAUGGGCAACAAAUCUUCUGUCCAGCCCAUUCAAAUACAGAUGCAACCACACGUGCCUGUACAGCAAGCACCCAUUACAGCCCACAUUCAAGCACAACCCUUUCAGAGACCACCCCAGCUACGGCCAACAAUCCUGAACCAGGCACAGCCUCAACCUGUCCUAGCCCCUCAACCUCAAUGUGCUGUUCUCCCACAGGCAGCAAUAGUACCCCAGCCAGCUGUGGUGGCUCACCCUGCCAUCGUGUCACAGCCUCAGCCCCAGCCUGCUGUACUCCAACCGGCGUCAUUGGUUCCCCAUCCUCCAACAGCCCUCAUUCCUCAGACUCAGCCCACCCUGGUGCCCCAGCCCCAGGCCACCGUGCUUCCCCUCCUUCAGACUAUGCAGGUGCUGCAGGUCAACCCAACCGGAGGAGCGGCUUCAGGUGUAACAGCACCACAGAACACUAACAACCCAAGCGUGGUCAUCCUACAGCAGGCAAGUACUUGCCCAACCCAGUCAGUCGUAAGGGAGGAAAUAACCAAUCAGACACCUUGUCAACACAUUGUAAUCAUCCAGGCACCCAAUCAGGCUGUAGCUGCCCCUCAGAAUCCUCAGGUGGGCAUGGUGCCUGCACCCGUGCCUGCUGCAGUACCUGUCGUGUCCACUCAAAUCCCCACAACCAGCAGUUCAGCAUCUGUCACUUCCUUGCAGAGUGUUGGGGGAAAGCAGCUGGUGCACAUUCUCCCUCGCCCCGUUCAGCCUCAAAUGAACCAUCCCCUUCAGGCCAGCCAGGCCUCCUCUUCCCCACCAGUUCCGCCAGCUCCACAGACUAUCACUGUGAACGGCCAGGUGUUUGCCUUGCAGCCCAUGAAGACUUCUGACAAACCGAGCUCCCAGGGUGGCCAGAGUACACUCCAGCUGGUCCAGCCCACCACCACCGAGGAACCAACUACUAAUGUGGCCCUCAACAGUUUAGGGGCACUUAGCAGUCUCAAUCAGAGCAUCUCUCAGGGUCUUCCACUUACCAUUUCUAACCAGAACAAUGGUCAGCCUCCAGCUACUCCAUCGUCAGUGGUCCAGCAGAAGCAGCCGAUUGCUCCAGCAUCCGUCCCUGGAACCACACUUGCUCUACCUGCUCGGCAGCUACAGGUUCCCCUUCCAGUCAGAUCCGGACUGGUGGUUACCGCCUCUAAGCCUACAGGAAAGAGACUUCGAACAAGGGCAGCAGCUAAAAGGACUAAACCAGCUAAGAAGAAAGAGCUCAGUCAGGCACAGCCGGCUGCUGCUGCUGUUGUUGUUUCAGCCAAGCCAGUGGCUGCCGCAGAAGAAAGCCAGACAGUUCAACAUACAGUAUCUGAAGUUUUACAGUCCUCAACUGUAAAAGUCACAGACGUUCCCCCUACAUGUACCGCAGCUGUUACAACAACAGAGUGUAGUGAAGCUAUCGCAAACGUCACCUCUACACAAAACAGUCAGAUAAUGAUUGUGUGUAGUUCAUCUAACGAGUCAACUGUACCGAGUCAGUCCCAUCUGCCGAGCAAAAGUUCUGUCAGUGCAACUCAGGCUGACGUCAUAUUGAGUCAUACUAACACUAGUGGUGUGGCAGCUGCAGUGACAGCUAAUAGUACCACAUCGGUCAAGCCAUCGGUUAGUGCAGCUGUGGUCGUUGAGAGUAAACAGGCUGUAGCGUCUGGCAACAACUCAACUGUAGCCAGACACUCGGUUCCAGAGGUUAAACAGGCAACCACCAGUUCAGCAACUGGCACGACACAAAGUAAGUCGGCUGCCACUGCUGCCGCUUCUAGACCGAGCAAAUCUGCCGUCAGUUCUGCAGGUACCACCGAGACUCGGUACACUCCCGCUACCGUUUCCGCAGCGUGCCUGACUCCGGUCUGCACCAGCAGUAUCACAGCAACUACACCGGUAUCUUUAAAUCAGGUGACACAACCAACUUCAGUAUGUCAUACCCAAGCUCCUCCGCCCUGUAAUAAACCUUUAUCUCAGACCACUACUUCUCCCUUGGUGUCGGCAACUGUGGCUCUUUCAUCACCUGCUGCAACUCUUUCUACAGCGCACAGCUCCGUCACAGCUCCCACAACCAGUUCGGAGUUUAGGAAACGGGUCACUACCAGUAGAGCUCCAACACAGCAGACUGACGUGAACAUGCCCAACCCCUCCCCCUGCCAUCCUACUGAAGUCAAACCGCCCCAGCCCCCUAGAAGAGACAGGGAGGCUCAGGUAGAGAGACACUCCACAGUGGCAGAGAAAGACGGCUUGGUGGCAGCGACUUCUGACACUCCCUCUAGAAAGGAUUUUGCCCUAUCUCAACAGGUGUACACUAACCUGGACGAUCAAACUAUCGAGCACUCGAUGACAUCCAGCAGACAGACAGAUUCUCCCAUGUCUACAGGGGCUGGGGGAGGCAGAGGGUUCUCUGUGGCAUCCAUGCUUCCCCAGGGCCACAGUAUUAGUGCAUCAUCCGGCUCCUUUGGAACAUUUACAUUCACCUCCGAGCAAGCAGAAAUGCUCGCCUUGGCCAUGCUUGAACAGGACAGUCCAGGAAGGCGGAGUGGAGGCUGCUCCGGGGACAAUACUGCUUCAGCAAACCCCACCACAGCCACCUGGGAACCCCCCAAAACGCCGCCAGUGUCCAGCAGUAAAGAAAGGGGCUCAGCUGGACAACAAACAAAAGUGACUAAACCCAUGGACACGGUAACGGUUAAACCCUCUGUGCAGGUAUCUGUCAGAGGACAGGCCGGGGAGGGGUCUGUCAGUGGGCCAAAUGGAAGCAGACAUCCACAAAACAUCACAUACUCCCAGUCUCACUCUCUCCCCCAGGUCCAGUCUCAGAGCUCAUCCCAGAGCGGCACUGUGGCUAGUCUUAGUGUCAACAAUCUAAUCAGGCCCAGCUCCACACAGCAGCCUUACCCUGGCUCUCCCAGUCUAGCUGGACAACAGGGCUCAGUCCCCUCACCUGUGGGUACUUCGACCCACAUAUCCCAAACCUCAAACAAUGCCCUCUCACCCUGCUCAGGGGCAGGCCAACUGAAUGAGUACACCCCAAGUGCAUUGAUGAGGGCUCAGGCUGGAGGUGGCGUGGGUGAGCGACAAGUUAAGAUCAUCUCCAAGCGGCAGGCCCAGGAGGAGGUAAUGCUAAACACUGGAAAACGGCCCAAGCCUUGCGCUCCGUCAGCUACCACCGUUAGCCAUAUGGAGGUGAAAGCACCCGACCACAGCCAGAUGAUGGUGGGACAGCUGCCUCCUACAUCUGUAGCUGCCAUGGCCAGGAUCAAUCCAGAAAGCGCAGGUCCCCUCUUCUCGACAAACUCUUUCAUGAGCCCAGUAGUUCGGCCCACAGAUGGACACUGCCCUCCUCAAGGACCUCCUGAGCAAAACCAGCCAGGUGUGCUUCAUCUACCCCAGGGUCAUCCACAGCAUGCCGCAAACCAGCCUGGCCAGCACCUGGGUGGAAACCUUUAUAUGAAACAACAGCAGCAAGAGCAACAGAGACACCAUUUAUAUCAUUUGCAGCACCACCUGACACAGCCUGACCCUGCACAGCGCCACUCACUACACCAGAGGGCGCUCCAGCAGCAGCAGGAGCAGCAGCAGCAUGUCCAGAAGAAGCGAACACUUGUAAGAGGCAGUCAAACUGGUUCACCUGCUGGCCUGCAACAGAAGCAGCAUCACCUGGAAAAGUCUGGAGUUCAGCAGCAGCAGCCCCACUCACAUCAACAACAGACACAGCAUCAACAGCACACGCAGCAGCAGCAGCAGUCACAGCAGCAUCAACAACAAUCGCACCAACAAUCGCAGCAGCAUCAACAGCCGACACAGCACCAACAGUCUCAUCAUCAACAGCAGACACAUCAACAGCAGCCACAGACGCAGCAUCAACAACACCAACAGCAGCAGCAGCAGUUACAACAGCAGCAGAGCUCUCACUCCAGACACCAGCAGCAUCUGCAGCAGCAGAUCCAACAGCAGCAGCAACAGCAGCAGCACUUUAGACACCAGGAGAAGAGCUGUGAAGCCCAGGCAGCAGGAUCCAGGGCCCAUCACAGCAGCCACCUGGCCCAACAGGAGCACCUUAAGCCUGGUCAGGACCAUAACGCUAUGCAGAGGAUGAUGAGCUCAAGGACUCUGGAGCAGCAGCUCAUCUCUCCUCCCAGCAAUCCUGUGUCCCGGUCAUCUGACCUGGCCUGCGCUCCGUCGCGUCAGGAACGCCACCGUGUUUCCAACUACUCCGCCGAGGCGCUCAUCGGUAAAAGCUCCACCAGCGGUGAACAGCAACAGCGCAUGGGUCUCCACCUUCAGCCUGGCCGCGGCGCCACACAGGAGCAGCCGGACCUCCGUGGUUACCUUGACACGUCACGAGGCAAGGCCAACAUUGCACACAACCCACAGAACCGCCUACCCUCUGACCAUCCGGGGUCCGCCGAUGUUCAGCGGGUCUCAGAGUGUCCGCCGUUCAAAGCCAUGGGAGGCGGAGGAGCACAUCAACUCAGUGGUUUUGAGGCCCAGGUGUCUCGUGGGAGUGACAUGGCCCCCAAGUCGGUGCCGCCCUCCCAGAGGGGGCCUCAGGGGCAGCAGCAGGGAGGGUUCAGGAUGGCUGUUGGUCCUCCAGCAGAUGGCAGGAACCGUGGCGGCUACAGUACAGCUCAUCCCGGCUCACAGGGGAUACAGGUCGGACCAGCACUGCCGCGGGAGCAGGAAGGUUGUCACCAGAGUUUCAUGCAAAGCCUCCUUUCUCCACACCUGCCUGAGCAGAGCAACCACCAGCGAGUGCAGUGCUGUCCUCCAGUCAGCAUGGAGUACAGCUGUGUGCCUGGAAGCUCUUCAGGAGACAUACAGGCCAAGUCCUCCAGCCCCAGUGUUCCCCAGACACAGAAGGCCCCGGCUAUGAGGCUUGGAGAGGGCAACAAGGGCCAUAUUUCUCAGGUCAGCAGUAAUAUGCAUGGAGGCCCAGGUGUGCGCGCAGGUCUCCCCCACCCUCCAACCCCACACAGCAGUUCUGAGCCAGGCCGCUCCUCCGCCCCCUCCAGACCUCCCACCGCUGUCAGCCAGCACUCUCGCCACAUCGCCAGAGAAACUCAGCCCACCAAGCUGAGGCCUGGCGACAGGGCUCGAUCGGGUACUCUGAGACACAGCAACCCCUUUGAGCCCGAGGGCCACCUGCCUCUGCCCUCCGGAGGUGGGGUGCUGCUGAGCAGGCCACAGUCUGGAGGAGAGGCCCGACGCAGCACUAUCGUUCGCUUUAUGGCAGAUAGCGCUCAGGUUCCCAGUGACAACAACCUGGUUCCUGACCAACACCUCACACAAAACUUUGGUUUCCCAUUUAUUCCAGAGGGAGGGAUGAAUCCACCACCUCCCAUCAACGCUAACUCCACUUUCAUCCCACCAGUCAGCCAGCCCAAUGCCUCCCGUACGCCAUCCCUUCUGCCUGUGGAGCCCCAGAACACUUUACCCUCCUUCUACCCUUCCUAUUCUCCAGCUGCUCACCCCAGCCUUCCCAGCGACGUCACCCUUCAAUACUUUCCCAACCAAAUGUUUACCAGCCCAAGUGCCGACAAAGGCAGCGCUCCUCCACUCAACAACCGCUUUGGCUCCAUCCUCUCUCCGCCUCGCCCUGUGGGUUUUGGCCAGGCCAGCUUCCCUUUGCUUCCAGAUAUGCCCCCUAUGCCAAUUGCCAACUCAUCUGGAAUCACCCCUCACAUAUCCAACUUCAGCCUCACCUCAUUGUUCCCCGAGAUCGCCACAGGCAUGCCCACUGACGGUUCGGCCAUGCCGAUGUCUCCCCUGCUCUCCCUCUCGAACACGUCGUCUGCCGACUCUGGCAAGCAGCCAAAUCGCCCUGCCCACAACAUCAGUCACAUUCUGGGCCAUGACGGCAGCUCAGCUGUGUGAGGAAAGAAGUCCUGCUGCAUUUUAAUGAACCGGUGUUCUGAAGCAAAGAGUUUUCAUUUUCAGUUGGGAAUGUGUUUUCUUUUUAAAAUGUUCAGGAAGUCGCGGUGAAGCACCUGAUGAACGGUUUCUAGGUUGAAAUGACAUCACGUCUGCCUGGUGUCGAUUUUUCGUUGUUUACAUGUUCGGUUUCAGUCUCAAAAUCAGUUCUGGCAUAUCGAUGUCAAAGUUAUCAUCUGUAAUAUUUAAAAAAUCUUGAUUUUUUAAGGUGACAGGAAGAUGUGGUCCUUUUUUUUUUAAAGCUCUCUGUUUUAAAAUGUUUUGAUCAUAAGACAAAAUGAAAUGUAGGUCUAGAACAUGAAUUCAGUGAAACCUUCUGCACAGUUACCUACCAAUGUAAUUUACUAACUUAUAUCAGGUUAUACUGUACAGAAUCUUUCUUUUUUCUUUCCCAAGAGCUAUUUUGUAAAUACCAAUGUUUCAUAUCAGAACUGUUAGAUUAUGUAUGUAUUUGUAAAUACAAAAUUGAUUAAUAAAGUUUAUAAGGAGACAUUUGUAUUUGCAA
Molecule: messenger RNA, 7783 nt
Organism: Larimichthys crocea (large yellow croaker)
Lineage: Eukaryota; Metazoa; Chordata; Actinopteri; Sciaenidae
Gene: usf3
Product: upstream transcription factor family member 3
Exons: 7
Coding region: 208-7221 (2337 amino acids)
Biological process (GO): positive regulation of transcription by RNA polymerase II; negative regulation of epithelial to mesenchymal transition
Molecular function (GO): DNA-binding transcription activator activity, RNA polymerase II-specific; protein dimerization activity; RNA polymerase II transcription regulatory region sequence-specific DNA binding
Source: RefSeq, a predicted model, not a curated record